AAUCUGACACCUAAAAAUUUGUAGGUUAUAACCAUUGUUGAUAUUUAUUAGACCUUUCAAUGACCAAUAUUAAAUAAUAAGCAAUUUGCGUUUAGUAAUUAUAUUGUCAACUCAGUGGGUCGUUCGCAAAUAGCAAUAAAUGGAAAGGAAAAUGAUAUAGCACUCGAGAAAAUCGUUCAGAACUGGAUAUACGUACUUGGUCGACGUAAGUGUAAAGAAGCAAUAAUACAAGUAAUGCGUAAAAUUGAUAUUGAUGAGUUCAGUGAUGCUGAAAUUGGUGAAGUCGAUGUCACGAAGAAGCUGUUGGCUAAAAAGCCGACAAACAUAUGUUACACUUCACUAUGGAGGAUCAUCGCUGUUAUAGCUACAUCCUUUGUGCUGUUAUCGGUGGUGUUUUUACUGAGAUAUUACAUGAGAUUCCUACUCUUAUGGCUGGAACAUCAAGAUGGGUCUGUAAAGAUGACGUCUACCGUGAUAUUAUUUUGUCUUGUUGCUCUUCCAAUAUCAAUUGGGUAUCUAGUAUUGGUAUGCAUAUCGGGAUACCUGUAUGGAUUCUGUUUCGGACUUCCACUGGUGGUAUUCGGAGCCAACUUCGGUCUCCUGAUCGCUAAUGUUAUACUGAGGAAUUUAGGACACCAUCCUAUCGUGCUAAGAAUGACCGAGAAUCCUACAGCUCAAGCUAUUAAAAGACUUAUUUCAGGACCUUCCAGUUUCAAGAUUGUUUUAUGUGCUAGGGUUACUCCAAUUCCGUUCGGCCUCCAGAAUACCAUAUUUGCUCUCAGUAACGUGAAUCCAAGGAUAUACCAUUUGGCUUCCUUGGUUGGGUUGUUCCCAACCCAGAUUUUGGGCGUUUACCUUGGCAGCACUCUGAGAGCUAUGCAAGACGCGUGGGAACAUAAGAAUUUCUCAACUUCUGCAUAUGUCGUAAUCACAAUACAGCUCAUCAUGGACAGUUUGAUGAUGAUUUGGGUGGGUUACAAGGCAAGGAAAGAAUUGGCGAGAGUGUUAUCGGAUGCUGAUAAUGUAGGACCAAUUUUGAUGUGAAAGAAAAAAACGAUAGAUCUGUAGAAUUCAAUCGAAUUUAAAAGUACCUUCAAUCGAAGCCAAAUACUUGAUAUUGAGAUCGAAAGAUAUUUUUGUAAUAUAUAUUAUAUGACUCGAAGUAUAUUAUUUUUAUUUAUUGACAAAAUAUAACGACAUAAGAAAUA
Messenger RNA from Coccinella septempunctata (seven-spotted ladybird), 1208 nucleotides. Its product is annotated as transmembrane protein 64. Lineage: Eukaryota; Metazoa; Arthropoda; Insecta; Coleoptera; Coccinellidae. The transcript is spliced from 3 exons. The record is from RefSeq and is a predicted model, not a curated record. Bases 235 to 1044 code for a protein of 269 amino acids.